AGGAGGAGUUUACGCCUCAGACCUGAUCUGCCUGAGGAAAAAGGCAGGAAAAGGCCCUAAUGCCUUGUGAAGAAAAUCUUGAAAGAAAAAAGAUCAAAAAGAAAAAUUUCAAGAAAAAGAACAACUAAGAAAGGCUGAAGACACUAACAUGUAACCUGUUACGAUACAUUUAAUGUUUCGUUUUUUUCCUGGAUCUCUAAAAGGGAACUCAAGGGUGGGGGUUACUGAAGAAUACUACAGAUUUGGAAGUUUUUGUUGCUGUUGUUGUUUGGUUUGGUUUUGUUUUUCAAGAGGGGCCAGGAGAAAUGACCCCUUCCCCGCCACGGGUCCCGAAGUGAGGUCGGAGGGGCUCUGGGGCGCGGGCGUGCGCGGCGCGGCGCGGGCCGGCGGGGGAGGGCGGCGCGGCGCGGAAGGGGUUAAGGCGCUGAGCGCGGAGCCAUCUGGCCGGGUUGGCUGGUUAUAACCGCGCAGAUUAUGUUCACGGGACUCAGAGUUGAAGCUCCUCUCCCUACCGAACAGCUCCGCGCACCGCCCCGCGACACAGCCCGGCGCAACUACUUUCUUCUCUCUCCUUUCUUUCUUUCUCUCCUUUUUCCCCUGCUGGGUAGUGGCUGCGGCGGGGUGGGGGAGACUUUGAAUGACCGAGCUCGCGUCCACCUUUCUCUUCAUGUCGACGUCCCUGGAAACGGCCACACGGAUGCCAUGGUUACUUUUGCCACGAUCUUACAGGUGAACAAGGUGAUGUCCAUCUUGUUUUAUGUGAUAUUUCUCGCUUAUCUCCGUGGCAUCCAAGGCAACAACAUGGAUCAAAGGAGUUUGCCAGAAGACUCGCUCAAUUCCCUGAUUAUUAAGCUGAUCCAGGCAGAUAUUUUGAAAAACAAGCUCUCCAAGCAGAUGGUGGACGUUAAGGAAAAUUACCAGAGCACCCUGCCCAAAGCUGAGGCUCCCCGAGAGCCGGAGCGGGGAGAGCCCGCCAAGUCAGAAUUCCAGCCAGUGAUUGCAAUGGACACCGAACUGCUGCGACAACAGAGACGCUACAACUCACCGCGGGUCCUGCUGAGCGACAGCACCCCCUUGGAGCCCCCGCCCUUGUAUCUCCUGGAGGAUUACGUGGGCAACCCCGUGGUGGCGAACAGAACAUCUCGGCGGAAACGGUACGCGGAGCAUAAGAGUCACCGAGGGGAGUACUCGGUAUGUGACAGUGAGAGUCUGUGGGUGACCGACAAGUCAUCGGCCAUCGACAUUCGGGGACACCAGGUCACGGUGCUGGGGGAGAUCAAAACGGGCAACUCUCCCGUCAAACAAUAUUUUUAUGAAACGCGAUGUAAGGAAGCCAGGCCAGUCAAAAACGGUUGCAGAGGUAUUGAUGAUAAACACUGGAACUCUCAGUGCAAAACAUCCCAAACCUACGUCCGAGCACUGACUUCAGAAAACAAUAAACUCGUGGGCUGGCGGUGGAUACGGAUAGACACGUCCUGUGUGUGUGCCUUGUCGAGAAAAAUCGGAAGAACAUGAAUUGGCAUCUCUCCCCAUAUAUAAAUUAUUACUUUAAAUUAUAUGAUAUGCAUGUAGCAUAUAAAUGUUUAUAUUGUUUUAUAUAUUAUAAGUUGACCUUUAUUUAUUAAACUUCAGCAACCCUACAGUAUAUAAGCUUUUUUCUCAAUAAAAUCAGUGUGCUUGCCUUCCCUCAGGCCUCUCCCAUCUGUUAAAACUUGUUUUGUGAUCCGGCUCUCAGGAGUCAUUCUGUAAAAUCUGUGUACACCAGUAUUUUGCAUUCAGUAUUGUCAAGGCCAUGACUGUCGUUUUAGUAAACUUGUUAAAAUCA
Molecule: messenger RNA, 1825 nt
Organism: Gorilla gorilla gorilla (western lowland gorilla)
Lineage: Eukaryota; Metazoa; Chordata; Mammalia; Primates; Hominidae
Gene: NTF3
Product: neurotrophin 3
Exons: 2
Coding region: 475-1515 (346 amino acids)
Biological process (GO): positive regulation of peptidyl-serine phosphorylation; cell surface receptor protein tyrosine kinase signaling pathway; negative regulation of neuron apoptotic process
Cellular component (GO): synaptic vesicle; axon; dendrite
Molecular function (GO): growth factor activity; nerve growth factor receptor binding
Source: RefSeq, a predicted model, not a curated record